UCGGCGCGCAGCUGCCGAAGAGUGCUGGCUCCUUUACACCUAGAUAGGGGAAAAGACUGAAUAAAAGGAAACCGUGCCAGGGAGCCUGUAAUGACCACAAAACCUAACGGAGGAGACGAGACUCGCCGCCUUUGGAUAUUUCUGUCGUUUAGUCGUUACUCCCAUGCUUUCCUUGCUGUGGAUUAUUGUGUUUCGCCGCGGGGCGGACGGAAUGGAUAAGGCCAUGGCCCUAACAUAUUGAAUAGCUCGUUGGUGGUAAAGGGGAGGCAAGACGCGCACCGUGGAGGCAGUUCAUGGGGCAUUGUACAGGGAGGGAAGUGGUUGAUUAUUUGCACCGUAUCAUGAAAACCUUAGUCCGUCUUGAUAUCCUACCAUAAGACAGUUGGGUGGUAUAUCUGCGCCUGUCUCCGCCGUGUCUACAGCCAUUGAGUCUUGUUAAAGCGGUUGGUAGGUAGGUACUCCGUCUCGGGCUCGAUCCCAACGACCUUAUCCACUUGUAUUUUUUAUAUAUAUGUUGGAUUGUUGUUUGGUCGCGACGCGUUCACCCUCCUCUGCCUGAGAGUAACAUUUGGAAACAAUAAACUGCUGGAUUAUUGAACCAUGGAUUUCAACAGCGGCAGCGGUGGCGGCGGCAACGAGCUGCACAACAACCAGUUUUAUCAGUGUGAGGAGAACAAGCCUCUGCUGGGGGAGAUGUCGGAAGGUAAUAAUAACACCAAGCUCGGUGCAGGGCCGUGCAAGAGAACCCUGCACCACUGCAGCAGCAGCGGGAUGCGAUACAAGCUACUCCACGAGGGGGACAUCCAAGUGUGCGUGGUCAAACACCCCCGCACCUUCCUCAGCAAGAUCCUCACCUCCAAAUUCUUGCGGAGAUGGGAGCCGCACCACCUCACGCUCACAGAAAGCAGUCUGACAUCGGCCACCCCCACAGGUUACAUGGAGACGUCAUUGUCCUACAGCUCCAUAGAGGACCUGCAGCUCCUCUCAUGGGACAAUGCUCCAAAGUACUGCGUCCAGCUCAGCUUCCCUGGUGGCACUGUCCUCCUACAGGCUGCAAACAGCUACUUAAGGGACCAGUGGUUUCACUCCCUGCAGUGGAAGAAAAAGAUCUACAAGUACCGUAAGGUCCUGAACAACCCAAGUCGCUGGGACGUGGUGCUGAAAGAGAUUAGAGCGCUGGUGGAUAUGGCUCUUACUUCACCGCUGCAGGAUGAGUCCAUCCAUCAGGCUCCACUGCACAUCAUCUCCACCCUGCUGGCUGAGAACUCUAAUCUCAGCACUCAGGAUCAUGAGAACAUCAUUGUGGCCAUUGCUCCUCUUCUGGAAAACAACCACCCACCACCUGACUUGUGUGAGUUCUUCUGUAAGCACUGUCGGGAGAGGCCGCGGUCGAUGGUCGUGAUUGAAGUGUUCACUCCUGUGGUCCAGAGAAUCCUCAAACAUAACAUGGACUUUGGAAAGUGUCCUCGACUGCGUCUCUUCACUCAGGAGUACAUCUUGGCUCUGAACGAACUGAAUGCUGGGAUGGAGGUCGUCAAGAAGUUUGUCCACAGCAUGCAUGGGCCAACAGGGCAGUGCCCUCACCCACGGGUCCUGCCAAACCUGGUUGCAGUGUGUCUCGCUGCCAUUUAUUCCUGUUAUGAGGAGUUCAUCAACAGUCGGGACAACUCUCCCAGCCUAAAAGAGAUCAGAAAUGGCUGCCAGCAGCAGAACGAUCGCAAGCCCCCAAUGCCACUCCGCCUACUGCGCCCUGAGCCUCCUACACCUCCUGCCACCCUCCUCCCCCUCUCUGGCAACCCCAGUCCUCCUCAGCCACCUCCUCCCAUACCCACAAACCCUGCCCUUUCCAUUCCCAUUUCCUCCCCAAUGCCUUCCCUGCCUCUCUCCCCUCCUCCAUCUAUUGUUAACUCUAGUGAGAUCCUGGUGGAGCUGGAGCGAAACAACAACUCAGCCAACACCAGACGGAAGGGUGGGCCAUCAGGGGGUGACAGUGAACCAAACCUCAUUGACUGUCUGCUGGUCAGCCCAGCUGUCAACACUCUGUCCAUCCAGCUGCCAGCUCAGGCCAACCGAGUGCUGGGCUGCUUCGCUCUCAUACUCAAGAUGCUGUCGGACUAUGAUGACUGGAGACCAGCUCUGGCCAGCCUGCUACAGCCCAUCCCCUUCCCUAAAGAGGCCCUUGCACAUGCCAAAUUCACAAAGGAACUGAAAUAUGUAAUUCAGAGGUUUGCGGAGGACCCAAGGCAGGAGGUCCAUUCUUGCCUGCUGAGUGUCCGUUCAGGUAAAGAUGGCUGGUUUCAGCUAUACAGUCCAGGAGGUGUUGCCUGUGAUGAUGAUGGAGAGCUUUUUGCCAGUAUGGUUCAUAUCCUGAUGGGUUCCUGCUAUAAGACCAAGAAGUUCCUGCUCUCUCUGGCUGAAAACAAGCUGGGGCCCUGCAUGCUGCUGGCCCUGCGUGGCAACCAGACCAUGGUGGAGAUCCUGUGUCUCAUGCUUGAGUACAACAUCAUUGAGAACAAAGACACCCAGCUGCAGAUUAUCUCCACCCUGGAGAGCACCCAGGUGGGCCUGCGGAUGUACGAGCAGCUCUGUGACCGACAGAGAGAGCUCAAAGAACUGCAAAGGAAAGGAGGCCCCACCCGGCUGACUCUACCCUCCAAGUCCACGGAUGCGGAUCUGGCCCGCCUGUUGAGUUCAGGUUCUUUUGGGAACUUGGAAAACCUGAGUCUGGCCUUCACCAACGUCACCAGUGCCUGUGCUGAGCAGCUCAUCAAACUGCCUUCACUCAAACAGCUCAACCUCUGGUCCACACAGUUUGGGGAUGCAGGGUUGAGAUUGCUAUCUGAGCAUCUUGCCUGUCUUCAGGUUUUAAACCUUUGUGAGACUCCAGUCACUGAUGCUGGUCUGCUGGCUCUCAGCUCUAUGAAAAGUCUGUGCAGUCUGAAUAUGAACAGCACGAAGCUCACAGCUGACACGUAUGAGGACCUCAAGGCCAAACUGCCCAACCUGAAAGACGUCGAUGUCCGGUACACAGAGGCCUGGUGAUGAGCCAUGUUCACACAACCCCAUACAUAACCGGACACACACAGAAACAUACUCACACACUGCACACAGGCUCAGAUACACACCAUGAAAAUUGUGUGGUGAUGUCGUCUCCUUCACCGCCAUUAUUAGGCUCUGACAUCAUCCCAGUGUGAGGAUCACCUGAUUUCACCAGAGGAGCCUUCAUCAGCUUCACACAUCAUCGCCCACCCCUGUACUGAUGCCAUCAUCAGGAAGGAACUGUCUAGUCAGCAUCAGGAUUACCUAUUUUCUAAAUGAGAAAUUAUUAUGGACAUUGCCACUCCCCUUACUGUCACCGAUGUUUCAUGGACCUUGUUCUUACUGACACGAUCAGAGGAGGACCCGCUAUAUUGUGACAUAAGAGACACUUUUCUCUCCGUCUUUAUCCUUUGCCCUGUCUUUCAGAUGCAGUCUCUCAGUUUUCAUAUUCAGUCUAACUCCAGCUCUGCAGUCAUGCAUCCAUCAACCUGAAUCGACCCUCCCCCCUCAGAGCUGUCCUUUCUUUCUCUCUCUCUCCUGCCACACAUGCGAAGAAGGCUGGAUACAGCAGCUCACAUUCCAGUUGGUCUCCAGUCUGAUCCACAAUUAUGCUCACCAAACAGAUGUGUUGAACUGUUAAUAAUGCAGUCCUUACUCUCACAAUCUUUGACUCUAGUUGUCAGGUUCAAAUUUGUCUUUUGAAGUCUUUCAUUGGGAAAAUGAGGUACUACCUCAGAGAAAAGCAGAGUUCCAAGACUGUGCCUACUCUUCAUUUAAACACAAAAAAGAAAAAGGUUUUUAUCAACUUGAAUGAACAUAUUUUUCCAGACAUCUGUGCUUUCAUAUGUUGUGUGUGUUUCUAUAUAAUUCUAUAUAUGAACAUAACCCACAGUGAUGACAUUUCAGAACCAUUUCAGGAGCACUUGGGCAAACUUAAAUGCCAAUUGUGUUUUACAAUUACAAUUUGUUCUUUUUUCUUUUGUCAUCAGUUUUGUCUUCUGAUGAUCUCCCAUUUCUACUUAAUAGGGCAGUUGUGUAGCAGUAGCUGGGUGGUCUGGGACUGCCUAAUAUUUGUGUCUUUCAAACUUCCUUUACUCUGCCUCUUCUGGAUUGUGUCCGGAUAGUAAUGACGUACACAGGCCGAGUUGUCCUUUUUUUUUAAUUUAUUUUUUUUUGCAACAUGUAACACAAGAAGCCAACAAGAGGGUGCCUGUACAUGGAUCUCUCUGUACCAUGCCAUGGUGGUAAUAUAGACCUGUUAAGUGGACCUGUAAACAAGACUCAUCACCAGCUGAGAGUUGUAUAUUUUCAUAUCCUCUGCUAUUUUUUGGCUCUGUUUGAGACUGUUUCGAAAAGAAGAAAGGACACUUGCCAAACAUCUUCAUCAAAUGUAGUUUUUGUUUUGUGCACGCAUGUCAUCAGGCCAAUAUGAGUGGGGUUUCAGUACUGAUCACGAUUUCAAGUGGGACCUGUCAUGACCUGUCUGUGGAGACAGUGACACCGCCACUGACCUGUUGAGGUCAGGGUGGAGAGUCGCAGUGCCUCUAGUGGAGCUGUUGAUGAGUUGCCUAUUGUUAUCUUUGUACCUGUUAAACCAUCUGUUUUGAACUGUUGUUGUAUUUAUAUUCCUUCUCAAUACAUGGGUGAUAUUUUUAGGCUGUAUGGAGAUUCUCAUCCAAGGUUGGUGAUAAAGUUGAUGUACAUAUUCCAUCCCAAUGGGCUUUAAGGGACAAAAGAUUGGAAAAAGGCACAUUUAAGCCAUAUUUGCCCAUCUACAUUCCUUCUAAAUGUUGCUGUUUUAUUGUGGCAACAUUUCAUAUGAUGUGGUAACUGCCCUGACACACUGCAAGUCUGUCAGAAUCUUUUUCCUCUCUUUAUAUUGAUUUGUCUUCUGUCAGCGACUUUAGAACACGGGAAAACGAGUCAGGUUUCAACCGUCUUUCCAGUCAGCCUAGCUCUGACUGCAUCCAUCCAUUUUAUUUAUUUGUGUCAACCUUCAGAGUGCUCCGGAUGUUUGCUGAAUCAAGGCAGAAGCUGCAGCAGAGGACAGGAUGCCGUCCGCUAUGAGAUCAUUUGUUUCCUAUUUAUUGGGUGCCAUGACAGAUUUCUGUUUGGCCUGUAGACUCAGCUUGUGUACGGCCAUCUUUAGGUCUGGCUUUAGGACCUUGUGCUCUCUUUCAUAGCCUGUAUGAUGUAUAUACAAGUGUAUAUAGUCAUCUCUUCCCCUCCUGUCCUUGAACCAUUUUUAAAUCCCCUUUUCUUUUUCUUGGCCUCCUUUCAUUGGCAGGCUGGUGUUGCCUUCAUCUUAAUGUGUGUGUGGCUGUUUUUUCACACAAAGUGCACUGUAAUCAAACAAAUUAUGUUUUCAAAUAUCUUUAAAGUUUUCAGCAUCUUUGAUUUGAUCACUUUAUUCAGACAUUUGUUUCUUGUGUUCUUGUGGUUAAGUUUACUAUGUUUGUUUUUUGCAUGUACAUGUUGCUGUAUCAUCUGAUAUUUUUAUUUUAUAAUUUUGUUUUAUAAAAGGUUUGAAAUAUGAUAAAGGGUCUGAUCACUAUUCACUGAGGUUAGGACUGAAAUGGAGAUGCCUGUCAAGUUUGACUAUUAUCAUAUCAAAAAAUGUUCAAAUUUCUUGUUCUCCCUGAUUUUUUUUCUAAUCCUGACAGAUAAUCAUAUCAGAGAUGAACCACACUGACUGUCCAUAAUCAAGUUACAAUAAAGUUGUGGGUGCCACACAUUACUUACUGUUAAGUCAGUGUAACAUUACUGUAGAUUUGUUUUAUCCCAAAUGUGUUGUCUGAAUGUUUGAAAGGAAUAGUUUGACAUGUUGGAACAAAGGUGUACUUGCUUAAUGGAUGAAAGGAGGAUGAAAAGAUUGACAUCAUUGUCUUGUCAAUGUAAUAAUAAGAAGUUAGUCAGUUUGCUUACUUAAGCAUAAGAUUGGAAACUUGGGGAAACUGGCCUGACUAUGUCCACAUUACAUCUCUGCUGGUUGCCUGGCAAUUUCAUAGUGAUAACGUGAAUGCAGGAAGUCACUGCGCCCUCAACAAUCAGCUAAUCAGUUUUUGUGGGUUGGCUUCUUUUCAAAAAUAUGAAAAUCUCUUAAGCUUAUUUUAAAUGCAGAUCCUAUUUUAGGCAACUGAAAACCCAUCCAAAAGUCCCACUAGAUUAGAGGCUAGGGAAGUGCAAAAAUGCUAAUUUAUUUUCCCACAGAAUGACUCCUAAAUCACAGUCCUAUAGUCCUAAAACCCAAUGUGGUUUUGUUUGUUCUUUUAGUUAGCCAUUACAGGAGCUCGUAGGUAGAUUUUGUUACCUUUGGAAAGAGCUGGGCUUGCUUUUUCCCCCAAGUUUCCCUGUCCUUAUGCAAAGCUAAGCUAACUGACUGUAGCUUCAUACAACAUACAGCCAUGAGACUGGUAUCAAUCUACUCAUGUAACCUCAUGUUGAGGAAAUCCUGUCACUGAACUCAUCCCACAGUUCUUAGGCCAUUAUGAGCUGCCAGAUGCCCAGCCUGGGUGCCAGCAUGUUGGAGUUACAAUGUAAGGUUUUUGUAUUACUGUAGUACAUGCAAUGGUUGAACUGAGAUUUUUCUUCUGUUUCGCCAUGUCUACCUAUCCUGUGGAACUGACUGUGCUUUGUUGCUUUCCAUUCCCAUCUUUCUCGUCUAUGAUCUCUGAUGUUCUUUUUAUUCUAUACAAACUGUUAAGAGUUUCUAACAUGUCCAAAUCCUGUACAGCUGUGCUCGUGUCUAAAAAUUUGUUAUGGAAGGAACGGGGUCAGAUAUGGCACAGCCUGAGAAAUCUGACAGACUGAAGAAAAAAAACAACUCUAUAUCCCAUAAUUCCUUGUAGUAAAAUCUUUUUUGGCAGCUGGAAAAGGGGCACCCACCAUGUUUCACUCUAUUUUUCAGUCUUUUCUGCAUUGAUCUGCUUCUCCUGCUGGGUUAUUAUUAUUAUUAUUAUUAUUAUUAUUAUUGCUGCUGCUGCUCUGUGGCUGUUGUAAUAAAAAUACAAAAUAUCUUCAACAGGAAAAUGACAACUAUGAUGUGAAAUAAUUUCAAUGAAAAAUAAAUUGUCUGUGAAUAUGUUUCA
This is a messenger RNA of Acanthopagrus latus (yellowfin seabream), 7127 nucleotides long. Its product is annotated as c-Maf inducing protein. The record is from RefSeq and is a predicted model, not a curated record. The coding region runs from base 601 to 3042 and encodes 813 amino acids. NCBI's taxonomy places the organism in Eukaryota, Metazoa, Chordata, Actinopteri, Spariformes, Sparidae. The transcript is spliced from 21 exons. Gene Ontology annotation, cellular component: cytosol; nucleoplasm.